Molecule: messenger RNA, 1203 nt
Organism: Quercus lobata
Lineage: Eukaryota; Viridiplantae; Streptophyta; Magnoliopsida; Fagales; Fagaceae
Product: F-box family protein
Exons: 1
Coding region: 41-1195 (384 amino acids)
Molecular function (GO): protein binding
Source: RefSeq, a predicted model, not a curated record
GUACUAUAGAAAUUGAAAAUGAAGGGCAAUCUCGUAAUUAAUGAAAAAUUCAAGCCCAAACUCAUUCCAAACGUUCCUAUAUAAACCUCAUGAAUUCAUAAAACCAAAAAGUGUAGAACUUCAAACACUAGUACCAUAUAUACACAUGGCUUCCUUAUCCACACCACCACCUACCACCACCACAAUCACCACCGUCAAUGAAGGUAGCGCCACCUCAAUCUCCGCCGUCCACUCAGAUAUUCUUCAAACACAUAUCCUAACACGCCUUGAUGGGCCCACCUUAGCCUCCGCAGCUUGCACUUGUUCUCAGCUCAAUACACUAUCAUCUCAAGAGCCACUUUGGACAAACAUUUGCAACUCCACGUGGCCAUCCACCGAAACGCCACGUAUACGCCACGUCAUAUCCACGUUCCCAAACGGUCCCCGCUCUUUCUUCUCCGACUCCUUCCCACUCCUCACAAAUUUGGACCUCCCAAACAACUCUCCCCAGAGCCAUCACAACCGUACGUCCGAACUAAUCUCAGCCGUCGAUGUUUACUACAAGGGCAACCUCGUAUUCAGCAAAGUGAUCGAGACCGAGACAGUUACAGGUUGGUUUAAAUGCUCGCCGUUUCGGUUGGACCUUUUGGACCCCAAAGACGUGGUCCCCACACCGAUAAGGUUGCUGGACGAUGACGACGACACGUGUCGCGAUCUUGAGGAGCAUUUGGAGCUGAGCUGGAUCUUGAUCGACCCGGUCGGACGGCGGGCGAUGAACGUGUCGAGUCAGAAGCCAGUUUCGGUACAACGUCAUUGGUUGAGUGGAGAAGUGCACGUGCGGUUCGCGACAAUCUUAGCCGGCGACCACCACAGAGGAUCGUCCUCGGAGUUCGUGCAGUGUGGGGUAGUGAUCACGUGCGGUGGGUCCCAGGGAAGGGGGGUGCUGAUUAAGGAGAUGAGUUUGCAGGCGGAGGACAUGGAUGGGAUUCACUUGAAUGGGAAGGAAAGUUUGGUAAUUUUGCAGAGGGCAAUGGAGGGUAAAAAGGGAAUAAAGAGGAGGGAAGAGGAAGGAAGGAAAAGAUACCAGGAGUUUUUGGAGAGGAAGAAGGAGAGGAAAGAGAUGAAGCUAAGAACAGAACGAAGAUUGGAUAUGUUGUGCGUGGCUUUUGGGGUCUUGGGAUUUGCCACUUUUUGGUUAUUUGUUUUGUGCAGAUAAAAAAAAAA